Bolinopsis microptera is the source of this 2192-nucleotide messenger RNA. RefSeq names its product tripartite motif-containing protein 59-like. NCBI's taxonomy places the organism in Eukaryota, Metazoa, Ctenophora, Tentaculata, Lobata, Bolinopsidae. The transcript has 5 exons. Bases 24 to 431 code for a protein of 135 amino acids. The record is from RefSeq and is a predicted model, not a curated record. Gene Ontology annotation, molecular function: zinc ion binding.
GUAGCAGAGUGUCACGUGUCGGGAUGGUUUUCAUCACGUGUCCACUGUGCGCGCAGGGGUACGGAGACGCGGGCGGGCACCGGCCCCUCAUUGUGCCGUGUGGACAUACAUUUUGUGAGAGCUGCAUCAAAGGAAUGACUCAGAUGGGUUCCUACAUAAAGUGUCCUAUCUGUACCAAAAGUGCGCCAUGUCAGCUGGACUUAUUGGCUCUGAACCUUGCACUUCUAGACAUAGUAACCCAGGAGGAGGAAAGCCGCAGUACGGAUAGUUUGAGCGGUCUGUGUGACAUGUGUAACGGCGCGCAACUGGCCUGCUACUGCCAACAGUGCAGCAUACUGAUCUGCAGCACGUGCAUCGUGCACACGUGCAUCUCUCAAGGACAUCAGCUAGUUCGCCCGGACCUUGAGGCUGCCGCUAGAAGAAAUAUCUGACGGAACAUGUUGAGAGCCUCCAAGUCGAGUUCGGCGAUCUUUUCAACCAAUUACAGGACGAGUGUUCCAUAGUUUUAGAGACAUUAGAGUCCGAGGACACGAGAAUGGCCGCAUACUACGACAGGAUCAUCCAAGAAGCAACGACUCAGAAAAAUAAACUAACUGCUCAGAUACAGUCUGCAAAACAAAACAACCUUACAAUUCUAGGUGAAGUGCAGAAAGUGAUGGACACCGAGCGGGAGAGAAUCCUGAGCUUGUUGGUGAAAGUAAACGAUAAAAAACCUUACUCGCUCAUAAGGGAGUUCAAAAACAUCGAGAAGGUCGUCAGUGAAAUGAAGAGUAUACCCCAAAUAUCAUUUGAAGUUGCCGCUUUCUCUGCGCCUUCCAUACACGUGGGCGGAGAAGUUAUCAUGAAGAGAAUGAAGCUAUCAGUCGAUACCCAUGGAAAGGCAAAGCGAGUCUUGUCCUCCCCUCCAGACGCAUCACGCUCUAGCCUCACCAGCGCCUCCAGUAUAUUCGUCUCAGCACAUCAGCUGUGGUCUCUGCCGCGAUUGUGGCAAGAAUACACGAGUCUGGAAUUCCUAGAUGAAACAACACGUGACCUAAAGAAUCCAGUUUAUCUAGCACAACAUUUGUCGGGUCUCCUGAUUUACGAUUCAGACUCGGUAGUGCGGGUAUCUUACCCCACUGGAAAUGAGGACGGUAAAACCUUCCUCCACACUAAGAUGUUUAAAGGAAAUGUUGGGCGCGUGGUGGGGAUGUGGUCAGCGGGUACUCCCGUCCGGGACUUCAUUGCUCAGGAUCGGUUGCUGAGUUACCGGUUACAAACCGGCGACAACCAACAGUGGUACACCAUCCGUAACAUUUGGGAGGGGGUCCUGGACUGCACCUUCAUCAGCAACAACAUCUACCUUUGCAAGGUAUCCGUUGUUGAGAUCUGGAAGCUGUCCUUCAACAGUGAGGACGACACUAAAGUAGUCUUGGAAUGCACAAAGAAACUCCGACACGACACCAACGCUGUCUCGAUAGCAGGAAGCGCCGUUACGGAAGAGAUUUACGUUUGCGACAAAUCGAACUCAUGCGUCCACGUGUGGUCACUUGAUGGGGAGUUGGUACGCAGGAUUCCCAUCCCUGGUGUCCCUAUCUCCAUUACAGUGGCCCCCGACGGAGUGCUACUAGUGGGGACGGCGGAGGGACGGAUCUCUGUCAUGUACCCUACAGGCGAGCUUAUUCUUAUUAUGAUCGGUGAGGAGCUGGGCGGGUUCCACUCUAUAACCAGCAUCGUCGUCAAGGAAUUUGACGGAAGUAUUUAUCUUUGUGAUCCGUACAGACAUAGAGUCAUAGUCGGUGUUUUGAGUCCAUUCAUUAAAUCUUUACCGGACUGAUCUGUGUUUUCUUAGCUUACUUUCAGAAUCUUUUAAAUGAGUAUUGUGUAUUGAUCCGAGGACAUGUUAUUUGAACUCAGUGGAGCUGAGGCGAUUAUUUUUAACUAUAUAGAAAUAACACAGACCAUAAUGAAGGAGUCCUGCCUCUGAGAGACUGUUUUUUUGUCAUGCUUUGACAGCGAUGUGGCCUCGGUUAGCCACUACUAAGGAAGAUAAUAAUUUGUGAUAUUUUAUCAAUGUGCAUAAGUUAUGCACAUUAUAUAAUGAUGAAUCAUGUCUUGCAUUAAUUUUGCUACGCGUUCUAUUUGGAUUCAUGUAAUUGGUUUUGGUUCAUUUCAGCUUAUUAAUAUUGUAAUAUGCGUUUAUUUUAUCAAGU